This is a messenger RNA of Stylonychia lemnae, 996 nucleotides long. NCBI's taxonomy places the organism in Eukaryota, Ciliophora, Spirotrichea, Sporadotrichida, Oxytrichidae. The record is from the annotation of a GenBank genome assembly.
AUGCGAUCUUAAGACAUAUACACAGAUUCCCAAUCUAAGAAUUUACUUGUUGUCGAUUAGAACAAUUAUUAGGAAGACAUCUAGUCAGAAAAAUCAAAUGUAGAAUCAGUUGCGGAAGAUGAUGAAGUGUCCUGCCUUAACGAAAGCCAAUGCUAGUCUUAGUCUUCUUCUGAUACAUCUUCUAUAAUAUUCAAUGAUCCAUACCAAAGUAAUCUGGAUUAAAAUAGAAAGUCCUAAAAUCACUAUUAACUAGGAGAGAUAACUCAAAACCUAUCUUAUUUAGAUCAAUACUGCAUUCAAGAGGAAGAGGAAGAUUAUCAGCAACAUACAAUCAUUGAAAAUAAUACCACCGACUCAACAAUUGGAGGUUAUUAUUGUGCAGCAGAUGGACUUUUUUAUGAGAACCCAAACACAGAUUUUUAGAACUGGGAUUUCCAUCCUAAUGAUCCAGAGGAACCGAGUCAAUUCAAUUACUCUGCUUCAAUUGAAUCUCUUAGAAUAACUUUAAACACAUACAUGAAGAAGUAACUUAAGACACCUUUUUAGGCAAAUUUUAAAAAAGCUGUAGUUCAAGUAAAUAAACUUAACAAUGUCGAUGGGGAUGUAACAUACUUUGAUGAUUUUUUAAGAAAUGAUAUUCUUGAUGAUAAUUCAAAGGAUAAACCAUAAUUAGAGAUUGAUUUUCAUCAAGUCCUGAACACUUAAUGCAGCAAAUUUCUUGGACGAAAAUAUAUAACAAAAAAGCAUAAUACUUGGUUGAAUCAGGCAAGAUUAGAAUAAUUUCAUAAGACUAGAGAUUUUAGAAAACUUUGUCGAAUUUACUUUCACAUUGAUCACUCAUAAACACUUAUGAAUGAAGGUGUUUACCCUUGUUUUGUCGUUACUAAUAAACUAGUCAUUCCUCCUAAGUCUAAAACCAAUAAUAAUCAGAAUGAAAAUGUGCAAACUUCACGCAAAUUGCUGAAUAAAUUAUAUAAGAAAAAGCUAAAAAAAUGA